AUGUCAACCAAAAAAGCAAGACGCUUGGGAAUCAUAAAGAUAGAAGAGUGGAAUAAAGCAGCUAUUUGUAAGUACAUCUGGGCCAUAUCUAACAAGCGGGACAGCCUUUGGCAAAGAUGGAUACAUAGUGUAUACCUCAAGGAUCAAGAUUGGUGGAACUACACAGCCUCUAUCCAUGCCAGCUGGUAUUGGAAAAAGCUGGUAGCCAUCAAAGAACAGCUGAAGCUGAAGUGUGAUACAACAGAAUUCCAGCAGAGACAUUACACAAUUGCAGCAGGUUAUGUACUCUUUUCUCCUCCUGGAACUAAACAGAAAUGGUGCAAUGAGGUAUGGAAUAGAUUGAAUAUCCCCAAACAUAGUGUUAUCUUAUGGUUAGCCAUGUUAAAUAGAUUGAAAACAAAAGAGAGAUUGCUCAAGCAUGGAUUACAAGUUAGUGAACUAUGCUGCCUGUGUAAUGAUCAAGUUGAAACGGUGCAACAUCUAUUUUUCGAAUGUGAUGUGGCUGUGAAUUGGUUGAAGGAUAUAAAACAGUGGCUGUCUUGGAAUGUGGUGUCUUUGAAUUUUGCUACUUUACUCAGGUGGAUUGCAAGGGCCAAGAUCUCGAAAUUUCGAAAGAAGGUUUUUACUGCUGCAAUAGCUGGACUGGUUUAUAGUGUUUGGAAACUGAGGAACAACAUAACUUGGCAAGGGGAAUCACUAUCAAAUAACCGGGUUACUGAGGAGACAAAAUGGGCUAUCAAAACACGAAUUGCUGUGUUUACACCCAAGAAGAUUAAAGAAGUAGAUAGAAAAUGGUUCAAUGAACUAUAA
This is a messenger RNA of Cannabis sativa, 810 nucleotides long. RefSeq lists its product as uncharacterized. The record is from RefSeq and is a predicted model, not a curated record. The coding region runs from base 1 to 810 and encodes 269 amino acids. The transcript has a single exon. NCBI's taxonomy places the organism in Eukaryota, Viridiplantae, Streptophyta, Magnoliopsida, Rosales, Cannabaceae.